Messenger RNA from Enterobius vermicularis (human pinworm), 288 nucleotides. The record is from the annotation of a GenBank genome assembly. Lineage: Eukaryota; Metazoa; Nematoda; Chromadorea; Rhabditida; Oxyuridae.
AUGUCGUCGACGGCUGCGGCCGUUUUGUCGAUAACCGAAUCUUCUUCAAACAAUGCAGCUAUGUCGGGUGUCGAUAAGGCUGCAGUACUUGCCGAUGGCUCUGUGCUUCUAGUCGCUAUUCUAUUUCUAGCCGUGCUUUCAGUGGCUUUGAUCUCAAUAUUACUGCAGUACAGAUGCCAUUCACAAGAAAUGGUCAUACCACUGCCAUCCACAACAUCGGCACAAUGGGCUUAUGCUUCAACAAGUACGUCGUAUACACUUAAUUCAUUGAAAUCAUAUAGGGUAUAG